CCAAGACCGAGCCCAAGAUGAACAAGAACAUCACAAAAAUGUACUUAAAAACUAAAGGAACUACAUCAACAACGUCGCGUUUACGUUUAUUAGCUUUCGGCGUUGCUAGCACCACAAAAAAGCCAUUUAUUCGAAAACGAAAAACAGUCACUUUGAUGAUACUUUUUCAGUUUAUCCUCGGAUAAUUGAAGAAUUGAAAGGGCCCUCGCCAAAUUGCACACGUGAGUCCUUUCAAUGCACGACGUCAAUUUACAAAGUGCACACGUGGCGCGUGUCUCGUAAAGGGGAGGUCCCGACCUCCAGUGUUCAGCGUAGUCGUCGUGCUUGUGAAAGUUUCUCAACAAGAAUUUUUAGCAUAGACCUUUAGUUGGACAAGUCCAUUGGUCACCACGACAGAAAAUGGAACUCAGUCUGCACUGAAUUCUGUGCGAGAUGAAUUGUCUUGUUAUAUAUUGUAUACCGCCGCUAAAUUCUAAUCUGAAUCUAUAUUGACAUCAAUGUUGAUUUUCAAAAUUUCUGAUUUGGAUCCGAUCAUAUACAUACUCGAUGUCGUUGCGUGCGGUCGACGAUCGUUGAAGUCGAAUUUUUUGAAGAAAAAAUGAUGAAACGAAAUUUUGAACUUGCUCAAUGUUCUUUCUGUUAAGAUGACACGAUCACAUCAUUCCAUGACAUUCAAAAACGCAUGAAAAACUGAAUUACAAACACCACCAUUGGCAGGUAAAGGUAAAAGUAUGUAGUGAUCACUUUUUUUCACUUUUUUCUCCAUGUUCUUUUGUUGUUUUUAGCUCUAGGACACGUAGAAGUAGGUGAAAGAAAGUAGUAGUUCUUCCACAUUGACCUUCUCGUGCGCUAUAAUUUUCGAAUCAACACGUCUGCCAACAACAUUUUUCGCCUUCUAAUUCUAUCCUCUUGUGAAAAAUAUGCUUACAAUAGUGUUUGGCAGUCUGCGCAGAUCUACUCUUCUUUCUGCGUGAAUGAACUUAUAGGAUCCCACCAUCUAUUCAUUCUCACCUAUAAUUUUUAGGUUGUACAAUCUAGUAUCAUUGUACUAGACCUCCCGCACGACCUACAUCAGAACUAAUAUCAUCUCUUCAAGAGCACCAAAAACAAGAUGGAGUACGUGAAUAUGAAGGCCGCGCCCCGAGUGGGCGGUGGGCAUAUCCUGAAGGCCCAUCAGAAGCGAAUGGGCGUUUCGGACAGUCUAAAGACGAAUGCGAUGUGGGAUAAAAUCGGGUACGACCCCUACGCCAAUCCAGACCACGACAAAAAACUGCAAGACAUAGGCAAAACGAAAGGGAAGGGAAAGAAAGGUCCCUCUUCAGGUCCACAGCAGAAGCCAGGCUAUUUAUGGCACCAGAGACUACUAAACAAGUAUUUAAUAUUAUAGUAGUCUAGUCGAGAUCCCGCAAGAAAUAAUAUUUUACUUACGUUGUAUAAUUUUUCUAGAACAAAAAGAAUCCCUAAAUAAUGACAUAUAUGUAUCUCUUAAGACACUAACCAAAUGAUAGAUGACUACCACAACAUUCUGAUUCUCUACCUCUGAUGUGUAAGUUUUGCUUCCAAAAUGGCCAGUAAGGGUCGAACCUGAAGCGCAUGACCAUGACCACUGACGUGUGCUAGAAAACUAAACAAGUAACAUCAACACCACCGCAUCUAAUAAAAAGUUCCGUUCCCGGUCCCGUACCAGGCUCAUCGUCUUUUGGCGCAGGAGGCAGCAGCUCUUCCAGCCGACCAGCAGCGGCGCUCGAUCAAGGUGGCAUGAUGGAGGUCGCCAAAUUAGCUGGUCUCAGCAGCACAAGAACCCCAGGAGCGUGCACGAUUUGCGGCAAUGUCGGUUAAGGCUCAGCUUUCAAUGGUCAUUGGGGUUGGUCACUGAGAUCCCUCUUGAGAGAACAGGGGAAAAUGAAGGAAAAGCAAAGGGAGAGGCAUGGGGCCCAUUUCUUUCAGAGUCAGUGACCAUUGAAUGCUGUGCUUUAAGUCGGGCACCUGUCAUUCCAGUGCCGUAAUACCAUCAAAAUAGAGGACAGAAACAUAGCUAGGGUCGCUCCUGUGGUUGAGGAGUCGAUCAGUGACGACCCAGACUCAGAUGAAGAAAUUGCGAAGGAAAGAAGAGAUCAAUACUAUUCGGAUGGAGAGGGUGGACAACAAGGAGGUUCAGUGACCCAACAAGGAGGUCCAGGUCCUGGUCUUCAACAACAACAGCUUCUACAACCUCCUUCGCAAGGAAACAAAAGGCGACGCGGCUCAUCUCCAGGUAGUGGAGAUAGAAGUUCCAACGAACAGCGAGCAGGAGGUGGAUCUGACACUGACUCAGAUAGCAGCAGUGAGGAUAAGAAAAAGAAGAAGAAAAAGAAGAGGAGAAAGGAGAAGAAAAGGGAAGAGAAGAAGAAAGACAAGAAGAAGAAAAAGACGAGGAAAGAGAAAAAGAAGAAAGGUGGCAAGAAGCGAAAGUCUGUAUCGUCGGACGAUGAAUCGCAGAGCAGUGCCGGAAGCGAUAGUGAUUGAUGAGGCUGUGCUCGAAGAGGACUUGCGUAUCAUGUAAGUAUUUGCAUGCCUCGUUUGUUUCUCUGUGAAAUUUGAUGAUGCAUAACCUUUUACACUUCUCUUGGAUCCACGCCUGCAUCAACUGUUCUUCAGUCUAUGAUGCAUCUCCCCAUGCACAUGCUGUCCCUCUCCCUAAAAACCUUUCUACCCUGGCGAGAACCCAUCUACGGUCAUCGUCCUACUGUAGGACACGUCAAUUGGUUUUAGUAUCAGCAGAAACCACAACCAAAACGAAAACCAAUGAACAUGAAGAGAAUCC
Messenger RNA from Amoebophrya sp. A25, 2803 nucleotides. The record is from the annotation of a GenBank genome assembly. NCBI's taxonomy places the organism in Eukaryota, Dinophyceae, Syndiniales, Amoebophryaceae.